AUGGCGGACGCUUUAUCCAUCGAGCAAAAUAACAAGAUUCGAGUGGCUCUUGGUCUCAAGCCACUCCCAGUCCCCGGCGCUGGCCCAGAGUUUAGAGAAGACGACAGCGAGUCCGGCGAGGAAGAAGACCCAGCCAGUACUAUCGAAACACGACAGGCGGAAAGCUACGACAACUGGAAGAAGGUCCAAGAUGCCGCCGAAGCGAAGCGGAAACGAGACGAAAAGAAUGCCGCCAUCAAGCGAGCGCGUGAUAUCGCCCAAAGGAAUCUUCAACUUCAAGGAUCCACACUAGGCGAGGGGAAUGACGAGGAACUCGAUACCAUGGCCUGGCUGGCACAAUCCAAGAAACGCCAAAAGAAAAUCGAGAAGGAACGCGCCCAGAGACUGGCCGAGGAGCUCGAGGAGCGGGAGCGCCUUGCAGCGGCCGAGUACACUGCAGCGGAUCUGGCUGGUAUCAAGGUUGGACAUUCUGCGGGUGCUUUUGAGGGUGGUGAAGAUCAUAUCUUGACGCUGAAGGACGCCGCGGUGGACGACGACGAAGAGGACGAUGAGCUCCAAAACCUCGAUCUAGUUGAGAAGGAGAGAACCGAAGAGAAGAUGGAACUCAAGAAGAAAAAGCCCGUUUACGAUCCUACAGCGGAGAACCAAGGUAUUCUUUCACAAUACGAUGAUGAGAUCGAUGGCAAAAAGCGGAAGAGAUUUACUCUCGACGCCAAAGGCUCGACCGAAGAACGCGAAGCAAAGCGACAGGAAGUUUCGAAUGAGUUACGGAAGAACAUUAUCAGUCUCGACUUUGAGCCGGAAGUGCCGUCUUCCGAUUACAUGGACAUCAGCGAGGUCAAAAUUAAGAAGCCUAAGAAGAAGAAGGCUAAAGCUACAAAAAAGAGGGCUUUUAUGGACGACGACGAGAUCGCUCCAGUCGUGGAUUCGACCGAUGCGCAGGGGUCUUCGGCCAUGGAUAUUGAUUCAAAUGGUGGAGUCCCAGUCCCCGCUCGCCGCAAGCCCAUCAAUGAAGAUGUUUCUUUCGUGGAUGACGAUGAUCUACAAGCCUCUCUUGCGUUGCAACGACGCGCGGCCUUCAAGAAGCGCAAGAAGAUCAGCCCCGAGGAACUUGCGAAACAGCUUCGAGAAGAGGAGACUCAGACCCCAAUGGAGAUUGAAAACUCAGAUAAUGAAGGCGAAGAGCCUGGCCUCAUUAUCGACGAAACAUCAGAGUUUGUGUCAAAUCUACACAAGCCCACACUCCUCGCGCAGGAAGAGAAACCCACUAGAACUGCGACCAAGGAGCCUGAAAGCCCCAGCGCCGAGCCUGAAGGAGAAGGCGUGGAAAUAGAUAUGGACCGUUACGGCGAUAUCGAAGACGAAGAGGAGCUGGCCGCGCGCAUCAAGCGUGAUCAAGAAUCUGCGGCCGAGCCACAACAACUCACCGGCACAGGUCUAGAAGAGGAAUCAAGUCUGGACCAGGGUCUAGCUGCUACUCUAUCAAUGUUGAAGUCGCGUGGCCUGGUCAAAGACAACGACGGCAGCAGCAAAAACGCACUUAUGCGCGAUCGCCAGCGUUUCUUGGCCGAGAAGUCGAACCGCGAGUCCGAAACCGAGCGACGCGCCCGGCAGCAGCGUGAACGAGACCGUACCUCCGGCAAGCUUGAGCGCAUGUCAGCCCGUGAGCGUGAGGAGCACGCACGCUGGGAGAACAAGCAGCGUGACCAGCAGGAAGCACGUCAUAUGGCCGAGGUGUUCAACCGCGAAUACAAGCCCGACGUCCAGUUGCGGUAUGUGGAUGAGUUCGGUCGCAACAUGAACCAAAAGGAAGCCUUCAAGCAACUCAGCCACCAGUUCCACGGCAAGGGCAGUGGAAAGAUGAAGACCGAGAAGCGUCUGAAGAAGAUUGAAGAUGAAAAGAAACUCGAGUCUAUGAGCACGCUGGACGCUAGCCAGAACACCGGCAUGAACACUGUUAUGGAUACUGCUGCGCGGAAGAACCGCCAGGCUGGUGUUCGCAUGGGCUGA
Messenger RNA from Penicillium robsamsonii, 2010 nucleotides. Its product is annotated as U4/U6-U5 snRNP complex subunit SNU66. Lineage: Eukaryota; Fungi; Ascomycota; Eurotiomycetes; Eurotiales; Aspergillaceae. The transcript has a single exon. The record is from RefSeq and is a predicted model, not a curated record. Gene Ontology annotation, biological process: mRNA cis splicing, via spliceosome; maturation of 5S rRNA. The coding region runs from base 1 to 2010 and encodes 669 amino acids. Gene Ontology annotation, cellular component: U4/U6 x U5 tri-snRNP complex.